CUACUAACUGCGCCGGCAAUACAGCUUCUCCAUUUUUGAGUUCUGACCUGAUGAUAGGUAUGCUGUUGAGGGUCCUGUCUUAUUGCGGCUCUGCUAGUAUGCUGUUGUGCUUCAGAACUUGCAAAGAAGAAAGUAAAACAACUUCAAAACAACAUUGACGAAACUAACAUCAAAGUAAAGAGAAAUUAUAUAAUAGAAAAUGACAGGAAACCUAAAGCUGUGGCUCAAGGAAAGAGGGCAAAAAAGACAGGAAGUGAGAAUGCUUCUAUUGGACCAAAAGCGGACAUCAUGUGCAGAAGGCUUGGAGGCAUCUGCCAACCUAACCGUUACAUCUGCCCCGGCCGAUACCUGAAAGACAAGUGUUCAGGGGCCAGGAUGCGGCAGUGCUGUAUGCCAGUUGGAGCCUGGAGUGUCCUCUGUGCUGGUCACCACAACAACAGAGUGAGGGCGUGUGAUGCGCACGGCUGUGGAGCUUUCAAUUCCCACAAAGGUAAUGACCUACAUAAAGCAGUGGACCUGGUGUGUGAGGACUUUGGUAUUAUCAACGCUCCGUUCUCAGGCUCUUUGGCAGGUCCAGUUAGUCGGAAAGACCCUGCUGGGAUUCAGUAUGAUGGGCUCAAACUUCUCAAUGAUGUGCACUGUGUGAAGAUCUUCAACAUCCGUCCUUACCGUUACAUGGGCCCGGUGGUUCAGGGAGAAGCCUUGGGGUAUCUGUUGCCGAUGCAGGAACGCUUUUCCGGCAUCACAUCUCACCUGGAGCUGCAAAUGUGUGACGGCACUGACCCUACUACUUUUAUUUGACCUCUAACCCAUGGGUGCAAACUACACAAGAGAACAAGGGAACUUGUUUCCUCUUAAUUCAUUAAGACAUGAGCUACCAUGAUAACCUAAUUUGUGUAAUGUCCAGGGUCUCUAAAAUAUUGGCAAUAUGCUUUUUAUGUUAGGCAGUUCUAUUCUUUGCUUCUCCAUAAUUAGGGAUUAAAGUUAGGAUUAUUGAUCUAUAAUUCAUGCAUUAUCCUCAUCCAAUCACACAUUUUCAGGAAAUUGCUAAAAUUAAAUUUUUGAAAGUGAGCUCCCCUCAAAGAUAUAUAUUUUACACAUCGCUCUGACCUAUUAAUCAUGUGCUGCCAAUUUCAAUUUUUAAAACUUUAUACAUCUGGCAUAGAAGUUUUUAUAUUACAUUUUAUAUCUACAGUAUAUCAUGUUUAUAUUUAUAAAUGUAACUUAAAAAACGUAGUCUUGAAUCAUUUUUUCUUCUGCUUUCCUGCGGAGAAAAUAUUACCAUCC
Messenger RNA from Eleginops maclovinus (Patagonian blennie), 1287 nucleotides. RefSeq names its product leukocyte cell-derived chemotaxin-2-like. The transcript has 6 exons. Bases 289 to 801 code for a protein of 170 amino acids. NCBI's taxonomy places the organism in Eukaryota, Metazoa, Chordata, Actinopteri, Perciformes, Eleginopidae. The record is from RefSeq and is a predicted model, not a curated record.